Plectropomus leopardus (leopard coralgrouper) is the source of this 480-nucleotide messenger RNA. The record is from RefSeq and is a predicted model, not a curated record. Lineage: Eukaryota; Metazoa; Chordata; Actinopteri; Perciformes; Serranidae.
UUUCUGGGCUUCAUCAUCAUCGUGUUCCUGGGUCAGCUCUUCAUCACGCUGCUGCUGCUCAUAAGCAGAGAAAAGAUCGGGCAGACUCUGGAUCAGUCCACGGAUCAGAUCAUCCGUCAGUACGGAGACGGCAGCGGUGACAACAGACUGAUGGACAGCGACAGUCAGGACAGACUGAUGGACAAAAUACAGACAUACGACGAGUGCUGUGGUCGGACGGGGCCUGCUGAUUGGCUCAAGAACUCUUACAUCCGGACUCUGAACUUGACGGAGCCAGACGUACUUCCUUGUUCCUGUUUCAGAUCGUUUAAACGCAGCGGGAACUCGCCCUGGUGCUCCGAGCUGCAGAACUUCACCGCCCCGCUGUACGGCCGAGCAAACGGCACGUUUGAGGAGGGCUGCAAAACCAAAAUCAAUGAUUGGCUGCAGAAAAACACUCUGUUCAUCGUCAGCAUGGACGUCAGCGGCCUGUUAAUCGAG